Molecule: messenger RNA, 695 nt
Organism: Homalodisca vitripennis (glassy-winged sharpshooter)
Lineage: Eukaryota; Metazoa; Arthropoda; Insecta; Hemiptera; Cicadellidae
Exons: 6
Coding region: 160-564 (134 amino acids)
Source: RefSeq, a predicted model, not a curated record
UGUUGACUAUUUGUAAUGGAAUUUGAGUAGAUCAAGUACAUUUACAGGUUACAGACUGUAUUGAAAUUUGACGUUAAUUGUUUGUACUUAUUACUAAUCAAAUUUAUUUGGAAAUACUAUGGGAAAUUUAUAAUUUACAGUCAGGUUCAUCGUUUUCAAAUGAAGACCUGUUUCGUCUUUGUGGUUGCCUUCCUCGUAACCCUUGAGGUCGUGUGUGGUGUUCGCUUUGGUGGAGAGAAACCAACCAAUCCCAGUGACAUUGAAAAUGUCAAACAAGCGAAGAAAAUGCUGAAAAAAAGCCUUGAAGAAGAAGUGAUCCCCCAACCUGGCUACACAACUAAGAUCAUUUUAAAGGAUGUGAAAGUCAAGAAACAGAUUGUUAAUGGAAUCAGAUAUAACGUGCAAGCCACUGUUGUGUACAAAACUAAAUGUAUAACAGAUCCUGCCCUUUGUAAACCACAGGCGACUAAGAUUACCAAGUGUAAAGCCAGUUUUUGGGUACCUUUUGAGAUAAAUGGAAAACUACAAUACACAGAGGACGGCCUGCCACAGUGCGAUGCAUAAAGGAGAAGACUGAAGUUUCAAAAUCGGAGCAAGAUACAACUUCGGAAACCAUAGAGGAGAAUUCUAUUGGGACCAUUAUAACUAUAUGUCUCGAAUUUUCCAUAUACUAAAUAAACAAAUGUGUUAGUAUA